AUGAAUUGCCGAUCAUUAUCUGUAGUAUCUCGAUUUGUAAAACUUAGUUCGAAUAUUGGAGAUCGAUGUAUAAUAGGAUCCUACAAUAAUCAAUUUAUUUAUUUUGAUCAACAAUCGAAUCGGAGGUAUUUAGGAAAAAGUUCAUCGGAUAAUCGACGGCCAAGUCGUAUUCGUCGAUUUCUUCGUUGGUUUGGAUGGGGAGCUCAGCCAAUUGUAUCAUCAUUACCACCACCACCACCAACAACAACUACAAUGCAAAAAACCAAACGUUUCUUACUUAUUUCACCAUCAAUCGAAAGAUUUUUACUUCGAUCUUAUAUUAUUGAAGAUGAAGAUUUAGCAAGAUUAUUAUCUAAAACAGCUGCUGUUGUUAUUUAUGCUAUGUUUACUGUAACGACACUUGGUACACUUGGUGUUGAUACAAAACCAUUAUUAGCUGGUAUUGGUAUAACAGGUUUUACAAUUGGUUUUGCUUUAAAAGAAGUAGCUACUAAUUUUAUAUCGGGAAUUUUUCUUGUUAUUAAUAAACCAUUUGUUCGGGGAUGUCGAAUUAAAAUACAUGGAACUGGUGGUGGAAUUGAAGGUCUUGUUCAUUUUAUUGAUAUUCGAUAUGUUCAUUUGAAAACAAAAGAUCGUGGUAUGAUAAUGGUUCCAUCAGCAAUUGUUUAUACAAAUGCUUUUACAGUAUUUCCAGCAGAUGAUGAAGCAAAUAUUGGUUUUAUGGAUAUGACUAAACCACCAAUAAGUGAUCCUACGAAACAACCUCAAACAACAACAUCAUUACCUCCAUCAAAUAUAAGUAGUUCAAAAGAAAAAAAUUUAAAAAUGAUAUUUGAUACAGAACCAGUAGGAUCAUUUAAAAAAUCAUCAUUCAAUAAAAAACUAUAG
This is a messenger RNA of Rotaria sordida, 888 nucleotides long. The record is from the annotation of a GenBank genome assembly. NCBI's taxonomy places the organism in Eukaryota, Metazoa, Rotifera, Eurotatoria, Philodinida, Philodinidae.